UUUAAUUUCGAUGUAAUACGCAAUAGGAAUUAAAACAGAACUUCUGAAAGAACAUGGUAUGCUUAGUAGGUUAACUCAAAGAGAUAGUUCACUAUUGGGGUUUAACAAGCCGUAAAUCCGAAAGAAGUGAGUGCAUUACAUAAGUAUCCCGGAGCCGGGUGGGGUGGCGUUUGCGUUACACCGAAGACUACCAACUCUCCCGCCCGUCUCCCGUCCGUAGUCCCACUUUAAUUGUUAGCUUAUUCUGGAAGGAAGCUGCUGUCAGGACUAUUCUGGAAUUCUUAAUUCGGUUUACAGAAGUUUGGCGUUUGACUAAAUCUGGCCAGAUCAUUUCUACUAUAACCUACGAUCCUGGCACUUCAUACUUACACAUACCCCCUUCAAGAAGCCAACCAAUCCUAAGCAUUUUCACCAACAGGCCUAGCCAAUCAAUCGUCAUGGCGUCUACCAAACACGGCAAUUCCGACGACAGAGUCCUAUAUUUCGCAUAUGGCUCCAACCUCUCCCUGACCCAGAUGCAACACCGGUGUCCUAACUCUCAACCUAUCGGCCUCGCGCAUUUGCCUGGAUGGACUUGGCUCAUUAAUGAGCGGGGUUAUGCGAAUAUCGUCCAAGGCCAAGCCCUUACGUCUGUGUCAUCAUCCACAUUUUCGCCUUCAUCUGCGUCUUUAGCAUCUUCUUUAACCUCGCAUAUCCCACGACUAAGCGGGAACGACGAGAAGGAUAAAAAGGGUGUCGAGAAGGGAGUUAAAGAAAUCUUAGAAAGUGCGGCAGGGAAUGAAAGUAAACGAGGCGUCUACGGUAUCCUAUAUCGUCUACAUCCGGACGAAGAGAAGAUGCUAGAUCUCUGUGAGGGUGUCCCGUGGGCAUAUGAGAAGUGGUUCCUCGAUGCAACCUUGCUUCCACAUGCUGACUCCCAGGAUACAGAGGAGGGGGAGACAGUCCGAGCGCUUGUGUACAUUGAUUCUAAGAGAGUUUUAUCAAGUGCUCCGAGAAAAGAGUACGUAGCCCGAAUGAACCGAGGCAUUGACGAAGCUACGAAACAUUUUGGGCUACCAAAGACAUAUGUCGAUGCUGUUAUGAGACCCUUCAUCCCGGAGAGAGCAACGGGAUAGAUAGGGCAAACUUGUCGAUAGACCCACAAUAGACUCCCCCUUAACCACGAUUAUGUUCUAAUGUUUAAUAUGUACAUGUAUGAGCGCUUAUAUCCACAGUCUUGCUUUAAGCUAAUAACGCCUAGUUGACGAUUCAAGCCAAGAUAACCCCCUAAUGAAUUGGCUCUAUCCAACAUUAAACCAUACCAACACGAGUACCUAGUCAGAAAAUGCCGUAUCAACUUUAUACACACGCACCUAUGCACAGACAAUAUCCCAGAAACAAAAGAAAAUUCGACCCAUCAAAUUUGACACCCGUACCCAGCUGACUAACAUAUGAAACCAUCCCUUAAAUUUGAAGCCCACAAGUUUCUACACGUCGCGGUUGUAGGUAGCCUAAAGAGUAUAGAAGAAGUCUAAAUUGAGAACCAAUUAGCAUAGAAACUCGACUAUUGCUGUGAGAUAUUAAGGUGUAACAUACCUGGGUGGUGGUCACCAAUUUCCUCUAUGCUCUUCUCUCUCAUAAUGGCGGCCUCGUCAGAGAAUUGGUUCGCCUUCUUCUUCUUGUUCAAGUAGCCGAGAUAACAC
This is a messenger RNA of Annulohypoxylon truncatum, 1682 nucleotides long. RefSeq lists its product as uncharacterized. Gene Ontology annotation, molecular function: gamma-glutamylcyclotransferase activity. The record is from RefSeq and is a predicted model, not a curated record. The transcript has a single exon. Lineage: Eukaryota; Fungi; Ascomycota; Sordariomycetes; Xylariales; Hypoxylaceae. The coding region runs from base 438 to 1115 and encodes 225 amino acids.